AUGGCCAUGUUCGAUGGCAAGGUCAACGGCAACAGCGACGACAAGAGCGACGACGACGACAAGGUGAACAAGUGGAAGGCCUAUUUCGUCCAGUACGAGGCCUUUAACCUUUACACGCGCCAAAACUACUACGCUGAUUACGCGGGGAAAUGGUCCAAGAAGCGGACUGCGAUCUUGAAGGUUCUGAAGAAUUACGGCGCAUGUGAUGAAGGCACCUCAGACUGGGUGCGGGGAAGAUUCGAGAGCGCGGGUCCUUCGGCGGAUGAGGGCGAUAUCGCACGGGCCGAAGCCCCGGGUCUGUGGGCAGACUUCGAGAAGAAGAUGGAUGCUGCCGUAGCGAAGGCAGACGAAAAUCACCACCGAAAGACAUUUGUCGACCUCAUUAAGGCAUCAGGGGAGUAUUACAGUGACAGCGAUAUCGACAUCGACAAGGAUGUCUACUAG
This is a messenger RNA of Anthostomella pinea, 444 nucleotides long. Lineage: Eukaryota; Fungi; Ascomycota; Sordariomycetes; Xylariales; Xylariaceae. The record is from the annotation of a GenBank genome assembly.